Molecule: messenger RNA, 1691 nt
Organism: Pseudocercospora fijiensis CIRAD86
Lineage: Eukaryota; Fungi; Ascomycota; Dothideomycetes; Mycosphaerellales; Mycosphaerellaceae
Exons: 1
Coding region: 1-1593 (530 amino acids)
Biological process (GO): transmembrane transport; carbohydrate transport
Cellular component (GO): membrane
Molecular function (GO): carbohydrate:proton symporter activity
Source: RefSeq, a predicted model, not a curated record
AUGACGGGAUUCAGCAGAGCGAAGGAGGACCGGCCGACGCCGCCGGAGGUCUACAAUUGGAGAGUGUACGCCACGGCUGUCAUCAUCGCGCUCGGCGUCCUCGCAUAUGGCUAUGACAGUGCAUUCAUCGGCACCACAAUUACUCUGCCCAGCUUUAAACGAGACUUCGGCCUGAGCACCAUGAGCAAGCGCGAGAAGAAUGCCGUGUCGAGCAAUCUCACCAGCAUCUACAGCGCCGGCGGCUUCUUCGGAGCGCUCUUCAUGUAUCCUGCGCUGGAACUGCUCGGCAGAAAGAAGACCUUGAUCAUCGCAGAUGUCAUCUUCAUCGUGGGAGCGGUGCUGACAGUCGGACCAGUGCAUCUGGGGUCAAUGUAUGCUGGCAGACUUCUGACCGGACUUGGCGUCGGUGCGAUCGCGGCAGUAUGUCCAAUCUACGUCUCCGAAAUUUCUCCUCCAGCCAUUCGUGGCAGGUUGACUGGCUUCUUCGAAUCUUUCUAUCAAGUCGGAGCCGUGGUCGGCUUUUGGAUUAAUUAUGGCCUCGUGCAUUCCUACGACACGCAGAGCACGUCUGCUUGGAGGAUACCGAUGGGCGUGCAGCUGAUUCCAGCGGGACUUCUUGCGAUCUGUAUACCAUUCCUGAAGGAGAGUCCCGUAUGGCUUAUCAAGCGUGGCCGGACAGCUGAGGCCAUCAAAAGCUACAGCUUCCUUCGAAUGCUCCCAGAGGAUCACCCUUAUAUUGCGGAAGAUGUGAUGUUCGUGCGGAGCCAGAUAUCCGAAGAGAGAACAGCUUCACAUGCAGAGAAUUCCAGCUUCCUCGCCGUCACGAAAGCCGCACUCCGAGAGGGGUGCUUGCCAGGAAUGAGGAACCGCUUCCUGCUUGUAUUCCUAAUGUUCAUGUGGCAAGCUUGGUCUGGAGCAGCUGCAAUCAACUACUAUUCUCCGACAAUCUUCACCUCAGUCGGGUUAUCGGACUACACUCUUUGGACCGGUGUAUAUGGCAUCAUCAAGGCGACAGGAAGCGUGAUCUUCUUCACCUUCUUCAUCGACAAAUUCGGCAGGAAAUGGCCAUGGAUCGUAUCCAGCAUCUGCUGCGCCUUGUGCCAGUACUACCUCGCCGGAUACAUCGCCCUCGCAGAUCCCAGCUCUGACAGCCCACACUCUGCCUCGACUGUUGCGGGCGGCAAGGCUGCGAUCGCCGCUAUCAUGAUCUUCGGUGCGACCUGGUCUUUUGGAGCAAAUGGGCUGCCGUGGAUUAUAUCUUCCGAGAUCUUCCCAUCAAGUAUUCGCUCUAUUAGCGGCCCCUUCGCCGGAAUGUCCGUCUGGCUGUGGACGUAUGUCGUGACGAAAGCUUUGCCAAGCAUGUAUACCAGCAUGGAUUACGGCGUGUACAUCUUCUUCGCAAGUUGUCUCAUCUUGGCUGCGAUAUACGCUUUCUUUUUCAUCCACGAAACCAAAGGGCUCCGGCUUGACGAGAUGGACAGGAUUUUUGGAUUUGCGCGGAGUGCUGCGAGCUCUGCUGUGGAGGACAAGCUUGGGAGAGAGAGUGUUGAGGCCGGCAAGGGCGACGUUGCGACUACGGUUGAGAGAGUGUGAAGCAUGUCGGCCGGAGACUUCGAUGGACUAUGCAGACCUCGCAGGUAUCCCCUGAAGCUUCUCGUUCGCAAAUGCUUCACAAUAGAGCACUUCACAAU